Nanorana parkeri is the source of this 907-nucleotide messenger RNA. RefSeq names its product core-binding factor beta subunit (gene CBFB). Gene Ontology annotation, biological process: regulation of transcription by RNA polymerase II. NCBI's taxonomy places the organism in Eukaryota, Metazoa, Chordata, Amphibia, Anura, Dicroglossidae. The transcript has 7 exons. Gene Ontology annotation, molecular function: transcription coactivator activity; sequence-specific DNA binding. Gene Ontology annotation, cellular component: core-binding factor complex; nucleus. The record is from RefSeq and is a predicted model, not a curated record. Bases 1 to 618 code for a protein of 205 amino acids.
AUGUCUUUUUGGGAGAUCAUGAGCACAGCAAAGUUUAAGCUCAUGAACGUCAAAACCUCUCUACUUCUAUCGGGACACAGUUUCCAGAAGUCAGUGCGAGCAUUUCGCUUGUAUUCGUUGUCUCCGCUCUUCAUUGCUAUCAAAUACACAGGAUUUCGAGACCGACCGCACGAGGAACGGCAGGCACGUUUUCAGAAUGCCUGCAGGGAUGGCCGUUCUGAAAUAGCAUUUGUGGCCACGGGAACCAAUCUUUCACUGCAGUUUUUUCCAGCCAGUUGGCAAGGAGAGCCACGCCAAGCACCAACACGAGAUUAUGUGGACUUUGAGAGGGAGUCCGGCAAGGUAUAUUUAAAGGCUCCAAUGAUCCUGAAUGGUGUCUGUGUCAUGUGGAAGGGAUGGAUUGACCUCCAGAGGUUGGAUGGCAUGGGAUGUUUAGAAUUUGAUGAGGACCGAGCACAGCACGAAGAUGCUCUGGCACAGCAGGUAUUUGAGGACGCUCGCAGGAGAACCCGAGAAUUUGAGGACAGAGAUCGCUCUCACCGGGAGGAAAUGGAGGCUCGGCGACAGCAGGACCCAACUGCGGGUCUUGGAAGCGGGGAUGAUCUGAAGCUCCGCUAAGUCCAAAGUUCUCAGCUUCCAGUCUCGGCCAUCUUCAGGACCAGGAGAAGAAAAGCCUGUGACAAUCUCCUGACAUCCGACCUCUCGGCCACCUGUCUACGCAUGCUACCUGCACCCUCUACAAACGGUUCAUGUCAGCCGCCUCUAUGCAAGCUCUAUGCCGCAUGUGAACUGCACACAGACGGCCGUAGGGUUUUAUUAACGGUUUGAUGACAGGUCACGAUUUUUCUACAGAUUAGUUUUUGGUACAGAUUAUCGUAUGCUUCCAGCAUUUAAAUGUUGUCUGAUG